AUGGCAUUUAAUCACAUGACAUUUUAUGGAAAUCCUCUACAUGAGCGUCAUGUCGGUGAUUAUUUUCCACCUGAACCUGUAAUCGAUCAACCAGGCGUCACAGGACUAGAUAAAAUUUAUCGUACAGAGUUUAAAAAACGUGUUCCAAAUUUAAAAAAACUUGAUGGAAAAAUUUAUGUAGAAGAAGAAGAUGAUGAUGAUUGA
Messenger RNA from Didymodactylos carnosus, 204 nucleotides. The record is from the annotation of a GenBank genome assembly. NCBI's taxonomy places the organism in Eukaryota, Metazoa, Rotifera, Eurotatoria, Philodinida, Philodinidae.